This is a messenger RNA of Trypanosoma brucei brucei TREU927, 1251 nucleotides long. RefSeq names its product actin-like protein 3, putative. Gene Ontology annotation, cellular component: Arp2/3 protein complex; actin cortical patch. Gene Ontology annotation, molecular function: actin filament binding. Bases 1 to 1251 code for a protein of 416 amino acids. The transcript has a single exon. NCBI's taxonomy places the organism in Eukaryota, Euglenozoa, Kinetoplastea, Trypanosomatida, Trypanosomatidae. Gene Ontology annotation, biological process: Arp2/3 complex-mediated actin nucleation. The record is from RefSeq and is a predicted model, not a curated record.
AUGGCCUACCCGGUAGUUGUAAUCGACAAUGGGACAGGCUACACAAAGAUGGGCUACGCUGGAAACGAGGAGCCGACAUAUAUAAUCCCAACAGCUUAUGCGGAUAAUGAAGCGUCACGCCGCCGGUCCCAUGAUGUUUUUAGUGAUCUCGACUUUUACGUUGGAGAUGAGGCACUUGCUCACUCUAGCUCUUGUAACCUUUAUCAUCCGAUUAAGCACGGUAUUGUUGAGGACUGGGACAAGAUGGAGCGGAUAUGGCAGCACUGCGUAUACAAAUACCUCCGCGUAGAUCCUGAAGAACAUGGCUUCAUACUCACUGAACCCCCUGCAAAUCCCCCAGAGAACCGCGAACAUACGGCGGAAGUUAUGUUCGAAACCUUUGGUGUGAAGCAGUUGCACAUUGCGGUGCAGGGUGCGCUAGCGUUGCGAGCGUCGUGGACGUCAGGAAAGGCGCAACAAUUGGGUCUUGUGGGGGAAAACACGGGUGUUGUUGUGGAUUCUGGCGAUGGCGUGACGCACAUCGUGCCUAUUGUCGAUGGUUUUGUAAUGCAUAACGCUAUCCAACAUAUCCCACUUGCGGGGCGGGACAUCACGAACUUUGUGCUCGAGUGGUUGCGCGAGCGGGGCGAGCCGGUGCCAGCUGACGAUGCGCUAUACUUAGCCCAACACAUAAAGGAGAAGUACUGCUACAUCGCACGCAACAUAGCACGGGAAUUUGAGACGUAUGAUAGUGACCUUCCAAAUCACAUUACUAAGCACCACGCGGUGAACAGGAAGACAGGGGAGUCAUAUACGGUAGAUGUCGGCUACGAGAAGUUUCUCGGACCCGAGAUGUUCUUCAGCCCAGACAUAUUUAGCAGAGAGUGGACGUUGCCGCUCCCCGAUGUUAUUGACAAGGCCAUUUGGUCCUGUCCAAUUGACUGUAGGCGGCCGCUUUAUCGCAACGUUGUACUUUCAGGUGGGACGACGAUGUUUCCCAAAUUCGACAAACGGCUACAGAAGGAUCUGCGUGCACUCGUGAGUCGUCGCGCAAAGAAAUUCACAAAGGCUCUUGGGGACCCCAGUAAGCAAAUUACAUAUGAUGUCAAUGUGGUGGCGCAUGAGCGGCAGCGGUAUGCAGUGUGGUACGGUGGAAGUAUGCUUGGGAUGAGCCCAGACUUUGCAGCGGUGGCGAAGACAAAGCAGGAGUAUGACGAACACGGUCCAUAUGUUUGUCGGCGGAACAACAUGUUCCACUCUGUUUUUGAGUAG